Molecule: messenger RNA, 1385 nt
Organism: Misgurnus anguillicaudatus (oriental weatherfish)
Lineage: Eukaryota; Metazoa; Chordata; Actinopteri; Cypriniformes; Cobitidae
Product: olfactory receptor 6N2-like
Biological process (GO): detection of chemical stimulus involved in sensory perception of smell; G protein-coupled receptor signaling pathway
Cellular component (GO): membrane
Molecular function (GO): G protein-coupled receptor activity; olfactory receptor activity; odorant binding
Source: RefSeq, a predicted model, not a curated record
AAGAAGGGUUGUCACAGAGAUGUCUUCUGAGACAUGUUACAUGGUAUAAAAAUCCAAGCAUAUACUGGUGACCCAAAGCUCCUCUAAAACAACAGAAGCAGCACCAUCUGAAGUAAGUAACUAGUUUAUUCAAGGAUGCUUAGAUGGUCAUUACAAGGAAUAUCCCAGACAUACCAUACCGGCAAUGACACAAUGUUGAUAUCUUUAGUUGAUAAAUUUUUGUUUUUGUAAAAUUACUAAAAUGCCUACCCCUAGUAAUUUUUAUUUGUAUACUGUUUGUGGAAUUAAUUUAAAGAAGUUUACAGAAAAAAACAUACUGCCAUGUCGUUAAUUCUGUUAAAGACCCUGUUUAGCAGUUCAGUAAAUUGUCUUUAAUGUCUUGAUGUUUUCGUCUUUAGGACCCCAGUAAUCAAGCUAAAGGGGAACUGUGGCAAGAGACAAUCUGAGGUCAAUUAAGCCAUUCUGUGUUAAUGGAAAAUAAAACACAUUUUCACUUUAUGUUGUUUGAAAAUAUUGGGCAUAUAAGAUAUGCUUUGUUCACUUUGGGGUUUGUUUUAUACUGUGUGAUCAUAAUCCUAAAUGUCCUUAUUAUUCUUGCAAUAUGUUUGGUAAGGACUUUACACCAGCCCAUGUACAUUCUGAUUUCAUUUAUGUCUAUUAACUCUUUGUAUGGUACAGCUGCCUUUUUUCCAAGGGUGAUGUCAGACUUGCUGUCUGAUACACACACAAUCUCCACUGAAGCAUGUCUCAUCCAGAGUUUUGUCAUUUACUCAUAUCUAGCAAAUGAGUUUGCAACAUUAAUGUUAAUGGCAUUUGACAGAUUUGUUGCAAUUUGUAAACCUUUACAAUACCAUAACAUAGUUACUUUGACGGUAUUAACUGUUUUAAUUUCUAUACACUGGACUUUUCAAAUGCUUUGUCUUGCUAUCUUUGCUUUAUUAACUUCCAGAUUGACAAUGUGUGGUAACAAACUGUGGAAGGUGUACUGUCACAAUUAUGAAAUUGUUAAGCUCUCAUGUGCAAACAGUUUAAUUAUUAAUGUUUGGGGUUUCUUUAUGGUGAUUGUAUCUGGUGUUAUCCCAUUAUGUUUAAUAAUAUAUUCUUAUGUUAAAAUUCUUAUCAUCUGUCAAAGAAGCUCAUCACAGUUCAGAAGCAAAGCUUAUCAAACUUGUAUUCCACACAUAGUGAUUCUUUUAAAUUUCUCAAUUGCCAUUAUUUGUGAAAUCACAUUAAGUCGCAUUGUAAACUUAGAAAUGCCAACAGGGCUGUCAGUCUUUAUUUCACUGGAGUUUCUUGUUGUACCACCAAUCCUAAACCCUCUUGUUUAUGCUUUAAAUUUCACUGAUAUUCGCAAAAAAAUUAUUUGCUUUAUAAAGGCAAGGUAG